Molecule: messenger RNA, 354 nt
Organism: Entrophospora sp. SA101
Lineage: Eukaryota; Fungi; Glomeromycota; Glomeromycetes; Entrophosporales; Entrophosporaceae
Source: the annotation of a GenBank genome assembly
AUGAACAAAUUCACUGCUUUCAGCAAAAAAUUUGAAGAUUCUAUCUGUGAAGAAGAUUCUGACACAUCUUGCACUCACUGCAAUUCAAAUCAAGAUAAUGAAACUUUCCUGGAAAAAUUAAACAGAUAUAAUAUAAAAAUUCCAAAUGAAGAAACCCUUUCAGGAAUAGACUUAAUUGAAUACUUUUGGGAUAAAGUUCAUCAAUAUUACAAUACUAACAAUGAAGGUGAAGAUGAUGAAAUAAUUCAAAAGGAGUCUGAACCUGAUUCAUCUAAUAAAAAAUAUAAAAGACCUAAAAUUGACACCUCUAUAGUUCGUCGUAGUAGUAGAAUUAGAAAAAAUAUAAAAAAAUAA